UUAAAUUGCUUCCUUUAUUGGUGAUUCGAGGAUCAAUGCUACAUAUUCAUUUCACUUCUGAAUGACUUUGGGAUAUACAGUUUUUCAAAAUGUUAUUGUGGUUUCUGGUUUUUCAACUAGUUCUUGUGGGUUCAUAUGGACAUUUUAUGGAAAGAUUUUGGAAAUCUGACACUUGCGGUGAAUCAUCAUCGUCAUUCAGACAAGAAGAAAACAAAGAGGGAUAUAUCAUUGGAGGAAGAGAUGCUAUAAAAGGCGAAUUUCCAUGGCAGAUAUCAUUACAACGACAUUUUGAGAGAAACAAUGGUAUUUAUCACAUUUGCGGAGGGACAAUUAUUGCCAAAAAAUGGGUACUAACUGCUGCACAUUGCAUAAACCUGUAA
Messenger RNA from Parasteatoda tepidariorum (common house spider), 380 nucleotides. Its product is annotated as trypsin-1. NCBI's taxonomy places the organism in Eukaryota, Metazoa, Arthropoda, Arachnida, Araneae, Theridiidae. The record is from RefSeq and is a predicted model, not a curated record. Gene Ontology annotation, molecular function: serine-type endopeptidase activity. Gene Ontology annotation, biological process: proteolysis.